This is a messenger RNA of Camellia sinensis, 649 nucleotides long. NCBI's taxonomy places the organism in Eukaryota, Viridiplantae, Streptophyta, Magnoliopsida, Ericales, Theaceae. The record is from RefSeq and is a predicted model, not a curated record.
GGUGUAGAACAAAAUCUAGACAAAAAUUGCACAGGUUCUCUUUAUUAUCCAAAACAACGUUUCUGUCUGCAGUAUGCGUUAAAAUACAUCAGGACACCAUUUUUCAUCUUAAACUCAACAUAUGAUGUGUACUAAUUCCAUCACAUAUUGGUGCCACCUUCUGCUGAUUUGAGUGGGCAUUGGAAUCAUUGUAGGCUUAAUCCAGCGGCAUGUAAUACAAACCAGACAAAUAUCUUGCAAGGGUUCCGGAAAGAUAUGCUUGCAGCUUUGAGUUUAUUUUUUAAAUACUCAAAAAGAGGAGGGAUGUUCAUAAACUCAUGUUUUGCGCAUUGCCAAAGUGAGUCACAAGAUACAUGGCUAACAUCAGACUCCCCUAGAGUGCACAAUAAGACCAUUGCAGAAGCAGUAGGCGAUUGGUACUUUGGAAGAAGGGUGACCAAGGAAAUUGACUGUGCAUAUCCUUGUGAUUCUACCUGCCAUAACUUGAUAGGCUGAAACUGUAAGGUUCAGUUCAGGUAUUACCUUUUGAUAAACGAUUCAAGCUUGCUAAUGAUUCUCAAAAAUACAUUUGGAGUGCAUGGACCUUGAUUUUAUUCAUCUAAUGCACAAUUUUUUGAGUAUAUUUAAGGUCCAAUCAAGGAUUUAAUUA